Molecule: messenger RNA, 1407 nt
Organism: Fragaria vesca subsp. vesca
Lineage: Eukaryota; Viridiplantae; Streptophyta; Magnoliopsida; Rosales; Rosaceae
Product: gibberellin receptor GID1B-like
Exons: 2
Coding region: 29-1066 (345 amino acids)
Biological process (GO): positive regulation of gibberellic acid mediated signaling pathway; raffinose family oligosaccharide biosynthetic process; floral organ morphogenesis
Cellular component (GO): cytoplasm; nucleus
Molecular function (GO): hydrolase activity; gibberellin binding
Source: RefSeq, a predicted model, not a curated record
AACUGAGAAAGAAAAGAAGAGAGGUGUCAUGACUGGUAGUAACGAAGACAACCUCAAUGAAUCCAAGAGAGUUGUUCCACUCAAUACAUGGGUACUCAUCUCCAAUUUCAAGCUUUCCUACAAUCUCCUCCGCCGCUCUGACGGAACAUUCAACCGUGAGCUGGCGGAGUUCCUUGACCGCAAAGUCCCUGCAAACACCAUCCCAGUUGACGGUGUCUUCUCCUUUGAUCAUGUCGACAGAAGCACCGGCCUACUCAACCGGGUUUACCAAAUGGCCCCGGCAAACUAUGCUCAAUGGGACAUUGCGAAUCUUGAGAAACCCUUGAGUACCACUGAGAUUGUGCCUGUCAUAAUCUUCUUCCAUGGUGGAAGCUUCACUCACUCCUCGGCCAACAGUGCUAUCUACGACACUUUCUGCCGCCGCCUUGUGAAAACCUGCAAGGCUGCUGCGGUGUCUGUAGACUACCGCAGAUCACCUGAACAUCGCUAUCCUUGUGCUUAUGAAGAUGGCUGUGCAGCUCUCAAGUGGGUUAAGUCAAGAACAUGGCUGCAGAGUGGGAAGGAUUCUAAGGUUUAUGUCUACUUGGCUGGAGAUAGUUCUGGUGGCAACAUUGUACACCAUGUUGCUGUGAGGGCAGCUGAGGCUGAAGUUGAGGUUUUGGGGAACAUUCUUGUUCAUCCAAUGUUUGGUGGCCAAAUGAGGACUGAAUCUGAGGUUAAACUAGAUGGGAAGUACUUUGUAACUGUUCAAGACCGUGAUUGGUACUGGCGAGCAUUUCUACCUGAAGGAGAAGAUAGAGACCACCCUGCAUGUAACACAUUUGGCCCCAGAGAUAAGGGGAUUCAAGGGCUCAAGUUCCCCAAAAGUCUUGUUGUUGUGGCUGGUUUGGACCUUAUGCAAGAUUGGCAAUUGGCUUAUGUUGAAGGGCUCAGGAUUUCAGGGCAGGAGGUGAAGCUCGUUUUCCUCAAGGAGGCGACAAUUGGGUUCUACUUCCUGCCUAACAAUAAGCAUUUCUGUCGUCUAAUGGAGGAGAUAAGCAACUUCGUCAAACCUGACUGCUGUUAAUUGCCUCUACUCUCCACUUAACUUAAUCAUCCAUACAUGGCAAAAAAGCUUGACUUUUUACCAUAAUUUGCAGUGAUCAUCAUCGGUAUGUAGUUGUAAGAGUAUCCCAUCUAGUAUUACUAACUAUUUAUUCUGGGUAACUUAGGAGUUCUGGAGAUAGUCCAUUCACUCCAUUGUCGUUGUCUCCAUGUCCUCGGAGUUGCAGUUGCGUAUAUGCAUCGCUUGAGAAGACCAUCUUCGGCCAGCAGCUCAGGAGCAUCAGAACUCGUUUAUGCUAUUUCGGGGGAAGAUAUAUCCACCAUUGAUAAAAGCUGCUUAUCCUCGAGGGUAAUGCUUGGUGG